Molecule: messenger RNA, 2079 nt
Organism: Tetrahymena thermophila SB210
Lineage: Eukaryota; Ciliophora; Oligohymenophorea; Hymenostomatida; Tetrahymenidae
Product: AAA family ATPase
Exons: 2
Biological process (GO): ribosome biogenesis
Cellular component (GO): nucleus
Molecular function (GO): RNA binding; preribosome binding; ATP hydrolysis activity
Source: RefSeq, a predicted model, not a curated record
AAUAAUGAAAAAUUUGAAGAAAUCGAUUUAUCAAAGGUUCCUUCUUUAGACUAACUUGGUGGAAUAUCGAAUAUUAUCAAUUCAGUUAAAUAAUAAAUAUAUUUGCCUUUAGAGAAUACAAAAAUCUUUGAAAAUUUGAAUAUAUAACCUCCUAAGGGUAUUCUUUUAACAGGACCACCUGGAUGCGGUAAAACAGCAUUAGCUCUUGCUAUUUGCAAGGAUCUAAAGGAGAAUCAUAACCAUCCUUUCUUUUUCCGCUAGAGUACUGCUAUUAUUGGAGGAGUUAGUGGAGAAUCAGAGAAAAAUAUUAGAAAUCUCUUCCGUGAGGCAAAAGAGAACUCGCCUUCUGUUAUAGUUAUUGACGAAAUUGACGCUAUUGCUGGAAGCAGAGAUAAAGCUUCUAAGGAAAUGGAACGUCGUAUUGUUUCAGAGCUGCUUAGUUGUCUUGAUAAACUACCAAAUGAUGUUUUUGUUAUCGCCACAACUUCUCGUCCUGAAACACUUGAAAUGGCUAUUAGAAGAAGUGGUAGAUUUGAUAGCGAAAUUAGUCUUCCCGUUCCAGAUGAGAAAUCUAGAAUUGAAAUUUUACAAACAAUUUUAAAAGAGAUUCCUAUUGCUUCUUCAAUAAGCAUAGAUAGUUUAGCUAAGGACACUCCUGGUUAUGUUCCUGCAGAUCUAAAUGCCCUUAUCAAAAAAGCUGGUGUUUAUGCAGUUUAACGUAUAGCAAAUUUAGUUUAAAAAUUGAAAUCUGAGGAUGAGUCAAUAUAAAUUCCUAUGACAGUUGAACAAAUCUAAUAAUAAUAAUAAUCAUCAUCAUAAUAAUAAUUAGAAAUUCAAAGUGAAUUAUAGAAUGACUAAGCACAAAGCAAUAACAAAUAAAAUGAUAAAGAAAUAGAAUCCAAAGCAGAGAAAAUGGAACAAGAAUUAGAAAGCGAUAGCAGCGAUUGUGAAGACAUUGGAGAAUCAGAUGAAGAUAUUGAAAGCGAUGAUGAAGAAAUGAAUAAAAACUAAUAAAAUGGAAAGAAUAACUCAAAUUAAGAAAAUUAAUUAAAAAAAUAAUUACAAGUUACUUAUAAAGUUAAUGAAGAAGAUAUGAUUAAAUACAAAGUAAAGUGUGAAAUUUAAGAAGAAGACUUAAGCAAAUCAUUGAAGGAAAUUCAACCAACAGGCAAAAGAGAAGGAUUUGCAACUAUUCCUUAAGUUACUUGGGAUGAUAUUGGUGCUCUAGAUGAAAUGAAAAAAGAGCUUACAAAUAAUAUCAUUUUACCUAUCUUGGAACCUGGUAGAUUUGAGGCAUUCAACAUUGCCUCUCCUGCAGGUGUUUUAUUAUAUGGUCCACCUGGUUGUGGCAAAACUCUUUUAGCUAAGGCUGUUGCUAAUGCUUCAAAAGCCAAUUUCAUUUCUGUAAAAGGACCUGAACUCCUUAACAAGUAUGUUGGUGAGUCAGAAAAAUCUGUUCGUCAGGUAUUCAGUAGAGCCAAAGCUUCCGCUCCUUGCAUUAUAUUCUUUGACGAAUUAGAUGCUCUCGUACCUAAGAGAGGAGGAGACAGCACAAAUCAAGUUACUGAAAGAGUCGUAAACUCUUUAUUAGCUGAACUUGAUGGCUUUGAAGGAAGAAAGUAAGUAUAUGUUAUUGCUGCUACUAACAGACCUGAUAUCAUCGACCCAGCAAUUUUAAGAGGUGGUAGAUUAGACAAACUACUUUACGUUCCUUUACCUACAAACGAUGAAAAAGUUAGCAUUUUAGAAGCCUUAAUAAGAAAGACUCCUCUUGAAUAAGAUGUAAAUUUAAAGCAAAUUGCUCACGAUAAAAGAACAGAUGGAUUUUCUGGUGCAGAUUUAGGCAGUCUUGUUAAAGAAAGCGCCUUAAACGCUAUUUUAACUGGAAAGAAGACUGUUUGUAUGGGCGAUUUCAAUCAUGCAAUGAAUAAAGUAUUUCCAAGUCUCUCUCAAAAAGAUAGAAAAUCAUACGAAUAAUUAUAAAGAACAUUAAAAUCUUCCAAAAAUCACAUUAAAAGUGAAGUUGAAGAAGAAAAAAGUUGAAAAAAAUAAAAUAAAUGAUUUAAACACUAAAAACAA